This is a messenger RNA of Cutaneotrichosporon cavernicola, 2616 nucleotides long. RefSeq lists its product as uncharacterized. The record is from RefSeq and is a predicted model, not a curated record. Lineage: Eukaryota; Fungi; Basidiomycota; Tremellomycetes; Trichosporonales; Trichosporonaceae. The transcript is spliced from 8 exons. The coding region runs from base 1 to 2616 and encodes 871 amino acids. Gene Ontology annotation, cellular component: spindle pole; equatorial microtubule organizing center; gamma-tubulin complex. Gene Ontology annotation, biological process: cytoplasmic microtubule organization; meiotic cell cycle; spindle assembly. Gene Ontology annotation, molecular function: gamma-tubulin binding; microtubule minus-end binding.
AUGAGCAAGAGCGCGGGGUCCAUGCAGGACCUCGCGAGGCAGCUUGUAUCCUCCCUAAACCCCGAAUCAACACCAGACACACUCGAUGCAACUGCUCGUCGCGUUGCAGCGCAGGUGCGCACCCACGCCGGCGCGAGCAUGCGCAAGGAAUGGCACGAGGUGCGCGGCACUCUCAAGGGGCUCGCCUGCACAGCCCGCGUACGUGUCGAAGACGACGUGGCGAGCGCAUACGACAAGCUCGUCCUCAAGCUCGAGGAGCACCGGCGACGCGGCGGCACGCGGUGGGACGAGGACCUUCCCCUCCAGGCGUCCAAUAUCCCACAACACGUCCACCUCCUUCUUGAGCUCGCGCAGCCGACGAAUGCCACCGCGCGAACGUUUGCCGAGGCGUUCCUUGUACGACCACCGCACGCCGCCGCCAAGUCGGACAUGCGACUGUAUCGCGAGAUUAUGGCUGCUCCGUUUGAGGGCGAGCACUGGGGCCCGAGCUAUGAAGCGGAGGCGGAGUGGAGUAGCGAGAGCGAGAGCAGCGCAACACCAAGCGAGGACGAGAUCGUCACGCCAGCGGCUAAGGGCCGGAGCGGCGCACAGGCUGCACGCGAGGCUGAGGCAGCCCGCAGGGCUGAUGAACAUGCACGCCUCCUCCUCGCCAAGCUCCAAGUGCGUGAGCUCGACGCUGCGGCGUACUGGAAGACCGGCGGGGAUCCACUUUCUUCCUCCGAAGGGGCGCGGGGGUGGCGCGCGCUGUCGUCUCUGCCGACCCUCGCGUCACCGGCCCUGCCCCGACAUGAUCGCGCGAUCAGCGCUGCCCAGCUCCAGCGCGAAAUCCUGUUCGCCCUGAGCGGACGUCCAGGGAUCCUCCUCGCUUUCGAUGCGGACACAUGCUCCAUCGUCCCUGGCCACCCCGAAGUGGCGGCCUUCUCGCCCGCCAUUCUCAAAGGUAUCCUCUCCACGUUCGCAGCACACGCAACGCAAGGCGCGCGGUUGCGCAAAUUUGUCACCGAAACAUUAGCGCCUGGCGCACACUCCGAGACGGUGGAGGCAUUCGCCGCGGCCUGUCAGGGCGUACUGCGCGACGUGACGCGAUGGGUGGCCGAGCGCGAAGCAGCAUUCCUCGGAACAUUCGAGACGAGUGUCAGUACGCCGCUAGUACUCGAGCGCGAGUAUGCGCGCUUCGGAGAAGUACUGGACGCGCUCUGCCGCCUGAUCCCGCUUGCUGCGCAUCCCGUCGCCCUCCUCGACGCGCUGUACGAGGCUACCACCUCGCCUGUGGCGUGGGGAUUGCGUGCCACGCUGACAGACGUGUUCGUUCAAGCUGCUACGCCGAUAUGGCACAUGACGGGCGACUGGCUCGUGCAAGGCAUGCCUGUACCUGAGAGCCUGUCGAGCCCGGAAGCCGACUUGGCGUUGCAGGAGGACGACACUGAGCGCGCUCUACCGCCUGAAUUCUUUAUCCAGCGCGACCGCGACGCGGCGUGGAUCGACGAGGACUUCUGGGAAGCCGGCUUUAUUGUCGGGCCUGAACGCUGGCCUGCAUGGCUGGCCGCCGUGCGCGCCGAAGUGCUCGAGGGCGGUAAAGCGCGGGGCCUCCUGCACUCCCUUCCCUCCGUACACGAGAGCGAAACAUGGCUUCCGCUCACCGAGCUCGUUUCCCCAACCGAGGACAUUGCGGAAGCGCUUUGUGGCUUCGUCGCGCCCAUCUGUCGUCGCUCACAGGUGCUUCUCGCCGACACGCUGGAGAGAGAGUGUGGCCUGCAGGCCCACCUCGCUGCCAUUGACGGGCUGAGCCUCAUGCGUGCCUUUGACGUGGUCGACACCUGGGCCGACUGGCUCUUCGGACAGAUGGCCGCUCACAAGCCCUGGGCAGACUUCCACCUCCUAACCCACGCGAUGCGCGACGCCAUUGAGUCGACCGGCGCGUCGCUCAACCCCGCCGCUGUGCGGGUGCGCACCACUCGCCGGCGAGCAGGCUUGGCAGACAUCAGGGUGGAUUACUUGGUUCCCUUCCCCCUCUCGCAGAUGUUCACAGGCACGUCACUCGAUCUACGCUCCGAUGUGUUCGGGUUCCUCCUCCGCGUCCUGCGGGCACGCAAGCUACUCCUCCGCGCGCGCUCCGUAGCGGAGAUGCAAGCCGGCGGGCGAAUGGAUGUACUGAUUCCUCUCCGGCGGAUCCGACACGCGGCCAACUGGGCCUUGAACACGCUGUGGAUCUGGGCCAAUGCGGCAAUUGAUAUCCUGGCGAGACGGCAUGCGGCCUCAAUGGCCGGAGCGAGUUUCCAGACCCUCACGGACGCGGCAAUGGUGCAUGUUUCGGGCAUCCUCGACGCCGCAGAGGCGCUAUACGCCGUCGCCAGCUCGACCUUGGGCGUGUCCCUGCCCACACGCCGGUACGAGUCUGACACAGAGUCUGAAUCCGAAAUGAGCGACAGGUUUGAGGUGAGCUCUGAUACAGUGCAAGAAGAUAAGCUCGACACUAUCGGGACCGCCCUGGGGGUCCAUGUACACGGGUUGAGGGAUGUGGUUGAGGGUCUGGAGGGACGGGAGGGGGAUGCGGCAGCUAGAGAGAUGUGGGGUAUGCUGGUUUUCGCGUUGCAGGAUUGGAAGGAUGUGUUGUAG